Molecule: messenger RNA, 1464 nt
Organism: Mycena citricolor
Lineage: Eukaryota; Fungi; Basidiomycota; Agaricomycetes; Agaricales; Mycenaceae
Source: the annotation of a GenBank genome assembly
CAGCACUAGAGGCGGAACCUGCAGCAUUAGAAACUGGAGCAGCGGCGGGUACAGGAGCGCUGGUGACGUCUUUCCGUAACGAUGAGCUCGAGGGCGUCCUCAAGAGAGAAGCGGGAGUGCCGCCACCCAACUUGACUCGCUCUGUACUCUUUCGCAGAGUCGGAGUUCCUGAACGGGAAGCGGGCCUUUCGACUUGAGUGCGGGGAGUCGGUUCAGCGCUCUUCUGCGUGAUUUCGUCGAUGAAUGCUAGAACCUCGGCUUCACCACCCUGCGCGCUAGGUUGAGUUGUACCGACGGCAGGGGCCCCGCGAGAGUCGGACGAUGGAGGUGCAAAGUUAUCGAGGUCGUCAAGAAAUGCCAGAGCCUCUUCUUGUUUGGAUUUUGCCUUCGACAUGUUGGAAGUCUUCCUGAGAGUCUGAGCUGAGCCGUGACGAGAUGGUGUGUGUCACGUAUCAGCGCCUGCUUCUCAAAUCUAAAUCUUAUCAAAUAACACAGAGCAACAUGGCGAAAGACACCAAACGGAAACGAGAUGAAUCGGAGGAGGAAGAGGAGGAGGGCUAUGUUGUGGAGGUUAUAACGAAAGCUCGAGUCGUGAAUCCCGGACCUGAUUCACCACACAGGCAAGGCAAUUGGGAAUACUACGUGAAGUGGGUGGGCUAUGACGAAGACGAAGAUUCAUGGGAGCCUGCCGAGAAUGUCGCAGCAUGCCAAAGACUCCUUACGAGCUUCUGGAGCAACGUCGGGACAGAUGACAAUGACUAUCCCGUGGGUUAUGAGGUCGAGGCGAAACCGGCGUGGAUCAGUACGUCGACAACUGCUCAAACCGGCUCUCAGAUGCUGACCAAGGCAGGGAAGGAGCGUAAACGGGCGAAAGAUGAAUUAGCGAAAGAGAAGGAGGAAGCUCGGAGACAGCAGGAAAGAGCUGAGCGAAGGAAGGAGGCAAAGAUCGCGGCACUGAAAGCGGCAAAGACAGAGCGCAAGCGAAAUGGAUCCUCCUCACGGAGCGUAUCUGCGGCAUCUGUCUCCCGGCCUCCCAUAAAGAGCAAAGCUGCAUCGAAGACAGUUGCGGCACCACCCAAGAAAAAGACGAAAAUGCAGGAAUCCUCUUCUGAAACGGAGUCGGAGGAAGAAGUACCUUUGUCCCGAUUCAAAAGUCUCAACCAGAAACUUCGAACAAAGGGAAAGGGAAAGGAAGACAAGAUUCGGACAAGGGCGCGAAAUCCAACGCAAGCACUUCAGCCGCAAAACGGGACGAUACCAGCAAAACUCCGAGAAUUGCCUCCAAUCAAUGCUGCGGCAGCGGCAGCGGCCGCAGAACUGUUCCCACCCAGCCCGCCGGGUUCUCCUCAGAUCAGUCUCAGCGAUCAGAUUGCCAAAGCGAAAAGCCCAAUCCCACCGCCCCAAACUAUGGCUUCAACCCUCAAACAGGCAGAAAAAACCGACAUCAUUGCCCGUUCUCUCUAA